AAAAAAACUCGUUUUAUUACUUCCAAAUACUGUUUCCCGACCAUCAUUGUAUUCCCAGUCUAGCAGAGCAGACCGGUACAGCUGGCAGAUGUUUAUCGCCUGCUUCCCGCCCAGCCCGGCAACACCGUCGUCAUACGCGCUCGAUGCCGUUGGCGGAGGAAUGUAGUGCCGUAUGUUUCCCAUGUUUUUAUGGAAGUUGUAACGUGUUGAGACUUUAUGUAUGUUAUUUGUUGAAGUAAAGUCUAUAUUUGUUCAUACUGAAGCAAGAAAUUCAUUCAGUAUUCGAGAACGUGUUGUCACUUUCAAAGUAUGAUGCGGAUGAAUAUUCGGUGACGAACGUGAACUCUUCAGCUGUUUCCCGCCAAAGAUCGCCAUUACAAAACGUGAGGCGUUGCGUGUGUGGUUUGGCGUAGGAAUUUGUGAUCAAGAGGUGUAACUUUUUUCCGUUUAUUGCCAUAGACAAUUGAUAGGCAACAAUAGUGUCGAUAUACGAGAUAUGUCAGUAUUUAACCGGAGUGAAGAGCAACGUUGUUUAGAAGGACUGCGACACCAAGACAAGGAAGUUAUUGGCAGUUUGUGCAGGCUGAGCGAGCGGGCGUCGUCCCCCUGUACCAGCCACAUGGAGCAGGAGAAGCGCAUUCGGCGCGAGAUCGCCAACUCGAACGAGCGCCGCCGCAUGCAGAGCAUCAACGCCGGCUUCCAGUCGCUGCGCACGUUGCUGCCGCACCACGAGGGCGAGAAGCUGUCCAAGGCUGCCAUCCUUCAGCAGACAGCAGAGUACAUAUACCAAUUAGAACAGGAAAAAACUAGCCUUCUGUCACAGAAUUGUCACCUGAAAAGGUUACUGAAUAGGCAGGAGGGUCAGCAUGAGCAAACUGCAUCAGUCAAGCGCAGGAAAAUUGAAUCGAGUAUGGUCGUUGUCAGUGAGUCAUCAGAUGAAGGCAUCGGUAGCAUGUCUCCAGAGCCAGCACCAGUCCCCGGAGGAGCCGCCGUUUCGGCAGCCGAAGCAAGUCGCGAGCGCGACCUCAUAGAACUGAGGCUCUCUUUGGAUAGAGAGCGUAAACUUCGAAUGCGUCUAGAGGACCAGGUCCGCGCACUGGAAAGUCAGUUGUAUCCCAAACAAUUGAGGGAUCUCUCGCAUCAAGUUACUCUUCACUAUCAUCAUGAAUCUCCCACCCCUCACCAGGUGGUCACCAGUGGCAGUGGCAGUGUCCCUGUUAUUGGUGCAACUAUCCAGGAUCUCCAGGAAACGGCAGCUGCUGUUGCACACUUACAAGUGGUUACUUCGCGAUCACCGUCGCCCAUCUUAGGGCUGCCACCUCCAUCACCACCCCCACCACCACCUCCAGCACCACAAGUGCGUGAACCGACACCACCCCCAACUCCACAGCCGCAGAGGCUACCGAGUGUUCUGGAAGCUGCCAUCAAAGCAGAACCAAAGGUCGAAGUAGAAAGACUUCCGUCACCGCCUGCUGCCUCUGAUGAUGUCACACCACAAUCCAGGCUGUAUGCUGCAAGUACAUCGAGGCAAAACCUGGAAACUAUUGUGGAAGCCAUUCGGCACUUGGAGGGUGACCAGUUCAUCAGUGACGAGCCUACGCAAGAAGCUCCUCUGGCUCUGACAACCCAUCGAACGGGUCCAACUAGUGGAAGUGCUGAGGGGUUCUUGCAUUUCCAUUCGCACCCCAUUCCAUCUCAGCCGCAGCGGCCACUGUCGUCCACAGCUGCCUUGCAGCAGCAGCGUCCUGGUGUUAUCGUCGUAAAACAGAGCACGUGAUUAUUGCACGAGAGCUCUGUCUCACAUGACGUGACUGGAUUUUAUUUCAGUUGAUUUUUACUUUCUUAUUAGCUUGUAACUGGCGAGGCAUUAAACUGUACUCUGAAGUUGUACUGUCUGCUUUAAGGAUUCAUAUAUAUCUAUAUGUACAUAAUAUACAUGUAUGUAUGUAUGUACACAUUCUGCAUACAUACCAUAGUUUCGACUGCAUUUUUAGACUGGUGUAGGAAUGUGGCAAUAUCAUUCCUUUUGCUAGGAGAGUGUUAGGGUGUAACACUCGAUGAAUCCUAGCAUGUAAUGGUGGUCUGUGUUAAAUCAAAGUGCAAACCAAGCAAUAAAACUUUGUUUUCCUUCUAAAUACUGGGUCUGACAUCAAAAUUUGCCAUAUUGAGAAGCAGGUAUUAGAGCUGUGACUGGCUUUAGUUAUCCUAAGCUCUGUGGAACCCGAAGUUGCCUCCGGUUUACAAUUAGCUACCUUCGGAUGACUGAAUACUGACUGGUCUUUUGAGUGGUAGACUUUUUUAAUUGUUUAAACUGUAGAAGAAAAUAGUAAUAGAUACAGAGAAGCUAGUAUACAGACAAUUGUGCAUUUGAAAUGCUGUAUGGCAUUGCUUGUCAAAGUAGCAGUUUUCUUUGGUGUUUCAAUUUUUGUUGUUGUAUAUAUUUGUCUCUCUCAAAGUUACAAGCAAGUAAAACAUACACUAGCCUGUUUUGUGGGCUGAAACUGAACAAACAUUUUUGAUGUUCCAUCUCAUUUGCUAUAAGUAUAUAGCUUACAUUUUUUAAACAUGUCAAUAUGUGGUAUUCUGUUGUGUUAUCUCGUUCGCUGACCCUCGCUUUUCUUUUGUACAUAAGAUUUAUUUCUUCAGCGUGAGUGUUUUGAAGCUUGCGUGUAUUUGUAUACGUCUGAGAAAUGUUGUGAGAUUUAUUUUGUUUUCUAUAAAAAUAAAAACUGCUGUAAAAUGAACUAAAACAUUGGCUGAUGGUGAUCGCCUCAUGUAUCUCAUAAGAGUAACGUUACUAAGGCUAGUUCUGUCUUUGUGUAUAUAUUACUUCUUUUGUUAGGUCAGUUUAGAAAUGGACACACAACAUGUAAGAGUGAGUGCUACGUAAAGUAUUGCGUGUGUGUUGAAUUGUUUACUUGUAGGUGUCGUUACAUAUAAGAUUUUCAAAAGGUAUAAAAAAAUAUAAAGUUCCACGUGCUUGGAACAGUACUGAUAAAUUAGGUAUUACCAUUAAGCUACUUCUUAUCAGUUUACUGCAACAUUAAGAAAAUUUUUAUUCAUUCUUUGCUUAUGUUACAUUUCUAAAUUCUGUGUUAUUGUUCAAUCAACUUCUAUUUUCAUUAAUACAAAAGACUGGUUUUUCAUUUUCAUAUUUGAAAUGUAUCAACUCAAAAGACAAGUGUCAGGGAGAAAGUUCCUUUUGUACAUUGCUGAAGGCACACGUCAUUGUAAAUUAAACAAUUUUGUAGUCUAUUGAAAAGGGAGACAUUGGUUAUUGAUUUGGUAGUAAUAUUAUUGAGAAUAGUGUUUAUGAAGCAGUUUAAUGAAUUUAUUAUGCACUCCUAGUAUAUCAAAAUUGAGGUACAAAACCACCCUUUGUUGUUUGCUUUAGAAACCAAUUAUAUCUUCAUUUUAUUUAAGUGUGUGUGUGUGUGUGUGUGUGUGUGUGUGUGUGUGUGUGUGUGUGUGUGUGUGUGUGUGUGUGUGUUCCCUUUGGAAUUAAAAGAAUGCUGUGCUUGGAAAAAUCUGAAUGAAUCAUUGUAAUACAUUUUUCUAAUUAGUAUUAUGUUUUCAUAAUCAUUUUGCACUACUGUGAUCUGAACCAUCAGGAUUAGUCCGAAUAAACUUUUUUCCUCAUUUGAGAAGCAACAGUUUCUUUGCAUAUUACAUCCGAAUGCCAUCUUUUCCUAUGUAAAUCUGUUUCUACAGAAUGCCAAAUACAAGAGUGAUGUUUGAUUCAUAACAGGGUUUUCAACUUUGCUCUAUGUUGUGAAUGGUGUGUUGAAUUGAUAAUUAAGGCAAUUGUGUAUUGCACAAUGUUUGCAAAUCUAGAUGCUUGUAUGGCAUUUCUGAUAUUUUUGAGGAAGCAGCAUUACUUUUUAAUUGCAUCUAAAAUACGUCUAAUGGAUAAAUUAGAAUUAGCCUGUUUUAAUCUGAACCCAAUUUUUCAUUAUGUAAAACAUGUAAAACUUCAUAAUUUUUUCUUGUGUUAUAUUGAGCCAAUUACUCUGUAAAGCAAUUGCAGAAUGUCAUAAACUACCAUAUUUUCUCUGAUUUUUACAUUGUAACUCAACUGGGGCAUUUGGAGUUCAUUGCAAACUGUGAAUAUGACAACAGUUGAGAAAUGUUACAUAGUUUCUAAGUCUGUAGGUACCAGUAAUUGGUUUCAUGUUGUAGAACACAUUUUAAUGCUUUUUCCUGUUAGAAACAUUUACUCUUAUCUUUAAAAAUUCUUGUCUGUUUUUCAGUGUAGAUCCUAAGUGCUUCUCAUUUUGAAGUGCUAAUGUUUUAUGGACGUUUAUGCAUAUAUAUCUACAUUAUCCAGAAUUAUAAAUUGCAAAUUGCUAAUGUGAUUUACAACAGUAUCCUAAUUCAAAAUUAUGUAUCCACAAGGAAGUAGGUUGCCUCUUUAUUUUCUCAGUUUUGUUACAUGUGGCUUUCGUUCAGAAUAUGGUUAUAAUUGUCAUUUAGUUUGUAAAUCUUCACACCGUCCUUGUGUCUUUCUUUGAUUUAUGUCUUAUUUGAGUGAUUGAAGAUCUCUGUUAAACUGAGAUGUGCAAUUCUCUUUACUUUCUAAAUUCUGGAUAUCAAGCAAUAUCCCCCCUCCCCUCCUCCCCCAAUCAACUAGCAAUUCAGGGUGAGAGUUACAUACAUUUAAUGAUCUAUAUUUUACAACUAGUUGGGUAUUAUGUGGAUUAUUGAUAUACUUACCAUUGAAACAGUUUGUCAAGACGACAGGUUUUGUAGUCACAUCAAUUUAACACUAUUUCACAGUUUCCUCUUGGUCAUUGCCACAGUUGCUUCAUUUGUUUUAAUUUUACAGUGUUUGUAACAAGCACUAAAAUUUCUUAUGAAAUUUACCUGAGAUGAUUUUUAUAUACAGAUCAGAAUUCUACCAAUUUUUAUUAAAUAAUGUUUUGAUUAAGAGUCAUUUAUUUUAAAAUUGUUCAUAAAAACUGGCUUCAGUUUUGUAUUACAAGUAUUAAAAAAAAAGA
Molecule: messenger RNA, 4997 nt
Organism: Schistocerca gregaria
Lineage: Eukaryota; Metazoa; Arthropoda; Insecta; Orthoptera; Acrididae
Gene: crp
Product: transcription factor AP-4
Exons: 6
Coding region: 497-1777 (426 amino acids)
Biological process (GO): regulation of transcription by RNA polymerase II
Cellular component (GO): nucleus
Molecular function (GO): RNA polymerase II cis-regulatory region sequence-specific DNA binding; protein dimerization activity; DNA-binding transcription factor activity, RNA polymerase II-specific
Source: RefSeq, a predicted model, not a curated record